Molecule: messenger RNA, 1050 nt
Organism: Leptomonas pyrrhocoris
Lineage: Eukaryota; Euglenozoa; Kinetoplastea; Trypanosomatida; Trypanosomatidae
Product: unspecified product
Exons: 1
Coding region: 190-1050 (286 amino acids)
Biological process (GO): peptidyl-L-cysteine S-palmitoylation; protein targeting to membrane
Cellular component (GO): Golgi apparatus; endoplasmic reticulum
Molecular function (GO): protein-cysteine S-palmitoyltransferase activity
Source: RefSeq, a predicted model, not a curated record
GAGACACGCAAGCGAAGUCUCACCCCCUGCAACUUAAUUCGUCUUUCAAUCAAAUACCCACACACGCACACGCACACACACGCUCAACGACGAGGCAGCGAAGGAUAGGUGUGCUUGCUGCCGUAUGCUUCACCCACGUUACACACCCCAAGUCUGAUGGUGUAGGCCCGAUAAUAGCAGCGCGGCACCAUGGACGUAUUUGGCAAGCGCCACCGCGUCGUCGGAGGCCUCCUCUCCGUCGCGCCUGACUGGUACGUUUGGUUCUGGGCCUACCUGCUCACGACCGGAUCCGCCGCCGCGGUCGUGUAUCUUUCACACGACAUGUGGCCACGAGCGCACCAGGCCAUCGCGUACGGUCUCAUCUUGGCGAACCAAAUCUCCUCGUAUGUUCUGCUCCUCUCCGACCCCGGUAUAUACCCGCGGAGGCAGCCGCCAGACGAGCCUCCACCGUCAGCAGACGGCACCGCCGACGCUGAGAAAGGCGAAGGGCGGUCGUACUGCCGUCACUGUCGUCUCUACAGGCCGCCCCGCUGUUCCCACUGCUACGUCUGCGGGGUGUGCAUCCUCGAGCACGACCACCACUGCGUACUCCUCGGCGUCUGCGUAGGAAAGCGCAGUAUGCGGUGGUUCGUCGUGUAUUUAGUCACCACCACGCUUCAGCUCUACGCGGGCAUGUUCUUCCUCAUCCUAUCCUUCCGACGAACACCCUUCGAGGAGGACUGGAAGAGGCUGCCGCCUCCCGAUGGGGCGCAUGCGUGGACACCCGAGGCCGCCGAGGCCUUCAACAAUCACGCGGCGUUUACCAUUCUCUUUCAUCUCUCCGUGAUGGGGAUCAUCGCUGUAUUAAUGGUGCCGGUCACGGUGGGCACGGUGGCCUACGUGCUGUUGCCGCUGACGAACACAACGUGGCGUGAGGCGAAGCGCGAUGGGAUCCACCUGCGCAAACCCGAAGACUUCAGGCGGCAUUUUUGGAUAUCGCAGCUGUUCGUGAACAUCCACAAAAUGCUGUGCGCCGGUCCGUCGUUGCUCUCCACCCGGGGCAAGAAAUAG